AUGUCUGCAGGACCGGGUUUAUCCAGGCAGAGGUCGAUCUCGGGCAAAGCAAAGGGAGUGAUACUUCCACCUGUCCCCAGGACGAGGUUGCCGGGGGACGACGCCGCCGCCUUCGAACCAUGCGCAUCGACCGCCGCCCUUCUCCUCUUCGCCUACGGUUCGACAGUCAUAUGUGUGCACCAUGAUACAUUAGCUGUUGAACGUCGGUUCGAAAAGCACUCGAAGGAUAUUCAGUUGAUAUCUGCCGACAAUAUCAGCGAGACGGGAGCGGGAAGGCUGGUAAUCACCUACGAUGUGGGACGGACGGCCAUCGUUUGGGAUCUGUUCACUGGCGAGCAGCUCUCCCGCUUUGUCUCAUAUGAAUCUUUGACAGUGGCGCAUUGGAUGAGAAACGGGAAUGUCGCCUUUGGCAAUGCAAAGGGCGAGGUGAUAUUGUUCGAGCCUGCAACGACUGAACAUAUCUCGGCGCGGACGAUCUUCGAUCCCAUCACCGCGAUAGCGCCGUCUUCAGAUUGCAAAACCUAUGCCAUCGGGUGGGUAACUUUCCAGUCUUGGAACGCAAUUAUGCUCAUUUUCGGCAGAUAUAAGAACGGCUCCAUAUUGUUGGCAGCACUACAACCCUCAUUCACAAUUCUCCACACUCUGACAACAUCCCGCGCGCCCUCACCAAUCGCUUCCCUGACAUGGCACGCUUCGUCCUCGAAACAGAAGUCCGACAUGCUUGCCACCCAAACUGCUGAUGGAGACCUGAGAGUCUGGAGCGUAUCCAAGCCACCCACGUCCGAAGCCCCUCGGGUUAUUCGCGUCUUAAAGCGUACUGACACCUAUCUUCCGGGUCGAAAUUGGAUUUCGUGGUCAAAAAAUGGCCGGAUUGUUCAAUUUAGCGAAGGCAAGACGUGGGCUUGGGACGUUCGGACCAAGCAUGUCACCUACGAACCUAUCCCAACGGUGGACGGAGUCAGAGCCAUUGCUUGUUACGGGCCCACGGGCACCCUGUUCACGUUGGGACCAGACUAUACGGUGCAACAAUACGAUGUCGAGCGGGCGGUUUUGGUUGCCAAUGUGCGACAUUUGCCACUCACUGUCCCGCCAACCCCACCAGAGGAUACAAGAGGGCCGAUUUGGACGACAUCUGAAAGCGAAGAGGAGCUGGCAUCCCCACUUGUCCGCGCUCGACGGGAACUACGUGCUUCCGAGGCAGCGAAGCAUGAACGCAACAAUAUUCCCAGCCCUCAAUCAGCCCUUAGUUCGCAAAAGGGCGCCCUGAAGAACGGAGCCAACGACAUCAUCUCUCCUGCUGGGAAAACUGACUAUACCACUACAUCGUUUGAUACUGGCAUUCAGUCGCAGUCAACAAUCAAUCAACAACCUAUGCCGGCCUUUAAUCAACCCUACCAGCCCCAGUCCCCUGUAACCGCGAGGACAGCCAGGAAAGGUUCUCGGCUGAGGCAAGAAGUAAUUAUGAGCCCUGAAGAUACACCGGUCGCAGAACUAUUUCCUUAUACCAGGGCUCGGUUGCACGAUGUGCCGUACCGACCUCCUAGAUCGCUCGAUGAAUGCCACAUGACUCCCGACGAUUUGCGGAGGCAAAUGCUAAGUGUGGUUUUUGGUUGGGAAGAAGAUAUCCAAGACCUCAUUCGCGACGAGUUGAGCCGCCAUCCCAGCGAUAGCCAGACCGCCAUUUUCCUGGCCAAGUGGCUAGACGAAGAUCCUGACUAUCUGGCCGAGAUCAUGGGUUCUACAGGAACAGUUACCAGCCUCGACUGGAUGCUGCUGACCUUGGGUACGAUCAGCAACCAGGUGGGGGCGAAGAAAAUCACCCAAGUCUUUAUUGAGAAGUUGCUGUCCAAGGGUGAUUCCCACGCCGCAGCUACCCUCCUGCUUGCGCUUGGCGACAGGAGCGAUGCGAUCGAAGUCUAUGUGUCAAGGAAUCAAUACAUGGAGGCAGUCCUGCUGACGUGUCUUGUCGCACCAGAUGACUGGCAGAGGCAAUCAUAUCUGGUGCGCCGAUGGGGUGAACACGUCGUCGAGAACUCGCAGCAAUCGCUAGCCAUCCGAUGCUUCUCGUGCACAGGGGUCGAACCCUCCGAUCCCUGGACGUCACCCAAUGCUCAAAUGGCCACGAGAACCAUCGUAGAGCCUGUCAUGAGCCCGCAAACGACCCAUCUGCAGCAGCUGGAGCCGAUGGAGUAUCCUGCGAUCUUCCAGAAGACUUUGGAGAGACGACGGACACUCGAUGCACCAACACCGGUGGCCAUGCCUCCGCCGCAUAUCUUGACGGCCAUCCAUCAACCACCCACGCCAUUCAGGACUGCUGCUGCUCAAGGAACGAGGAUCACGCCUCAAACUUCGGCCCUGAAACUCAUCACAUCCUUCGGGCCCCAACCGACCAACAACUUUAAAUUCCCUGGACUCAAGCAUGAAGACCGCACACCUACCGUCGCUGCCGCCGUAACGCCUAUCGCGGAAUCCGCCAUUGAUAGAUCUGCUCUUUCACCGGGUGGUCUAGGCUCUUACCGACUAAAUAACAUUCGCAGCAUCAACAGCGCUCUGUCGGCCAAGACCGCGACGCCCGGCGGUUUCCAGCCAAGUCGGUUGACUGUCAUUGGGGAAACGCCUGUCGACGUUGAGGCACCACAAUUUUCGACUGGUUUGCCGCAGAGGUCUGUGUCCGUACCCGCCGAACUGACAUCUUCCAAGACGGCCGAUCACGAGGAACAAGCCCCUGUAGCCAGCGACCAACAGCAAGGGAAGCAAGCGUUGACAUUGUUGACAUCCGCACGAUAUGAGCCCUUGGCCACCCCAGUGAGGGAAACACCCCAGACGGCUGUUGGACCACAGACCGUCAUCAAAUUUCCCGGGCCUGAUGCCCAAUUCAAAACCGAGGUAGGUCAUGAUGAACGGCACUUGGAUACUCCGCGGACAAGAACCGGGUCAAAGAGUCGAAAGCCUGACGGGCUUUCCAUCCAAACUCUUCAUGUCUCGAAUCAAGAAUAUCUGCCUUCUGCCAGCUAUGGCGACCAAAUCAGCAGACCUGCCACCACGGGUUCAUAUUCAAACACACACCUCGAUAUCUCCGGCAACCUAACAAGCCCGCCCACUACUGACCUCAGCUAUCGGAGCACCAAGAGCCCCAUCGUUACCGGCCGAAGCAUCGAUCAGUAUAUCAGCAGUCUUGAACAAGCUCAAUAUUAUACAAAGCAUUCUCGAGCUCGCGGUUACAGCAGCACCAGCAAGCAGUCCAGGGAUGAGCAAUCGGACCGAAAAAAGACCAGAGGUAAUAAUAUGGACGACAGCAGCGAGAGAGACACCCGACGAACUAUCCCUGCAGCUAAACGUUCGCCCUCUUCUCCAGUCCCGAUGUCACCUGAGGAUCUUCGCAUGUACAGUACCAGUGUUGAAAGCUUCGACUCGAUGUACAGUUCCAACUUUUCCGGCAUCGAUCGGUCCGAAACUCCUGGCAGCAUGUCCAAACUCAGUCGUCGCGGCUCUCAGUCGACUGCAAAAGGUGGGAAAUCUCGUAAGAGAUCGCACUCUCGACACGCCGCCGCGAAGAGCAAGACAGGCAGCCGCGGCGCCAGUCGGCAGCCAAGCCCAGACCCUGCCAUCUUCUCCCCCAGAGGUCGAAGCUCCUCUCGCAAAGAGAACAUGGGGCACCGUUCUCCAUCGUCACCACGACCAAUGAUCCCUUCCGAGGAAGACCGACAAAGCCGCUUCGACCAGGAUUCGGCGCUGAGGCUAGUUUCCAAAGACCGACAUCGCCUGCACCGAAGUACCAGUCGUCAGCCACAUCGUGAUACAAGUGCAAAGAGAGAUAGAUCACCCGAUCGACGAAGAGUGCGGGCCAGAUCUCGAAGUCGUCAAGCUGACGAGGCCACUACACUGAGUCGAAAAGCAAGUCGUAGUGAGCAUCACCAUCGACGUCGCCGCCCAAGUGACGCAGUCUAUGACCGCAGCGCCCACCCUGAUGACCCUGAAGACAUCAGCACAGCACUCGCAGCGCAGGACGUAGUGCCCAGAUCUGCCAGUCAGCCUCAAUUCGCGGUGGAGGAAGGAGAACAGCCAGCAGCCCGCAGGCAGCCUCUGACCCGUCGUCCUUCUGCACCCAGCGUCCCUCUUGCAAGCGAGCUCGCUGCACACAACAAAUCGGCUUCGACGAGCAUUUUAUCACCCCCUAUUACGAGGUCUCACACUUAUGAUGGGGCGGUCCCUGCGUCUCCGUUCCAAGAGAGUGGCGUAGGGAGAGAACUAUCCGGUCUUGGGCUUGUCAAAGAAAGGCCCGGAACGCCCAGGGCGAUGCACGUCGAUCCCCCCAUCCCUGAAGGUCAAGAAGCCCAAGUAGUUCCCAGCACGGUGGGUACAGAGCUCUUGACCAGCGACGUCUAUCGACCGCCCACGCGCGAAGACCUCAGCAGGCCAGGUUCCGCCCGGGCACCCACUUCGCUAGAAUUCCUGUCACAGAUCCCUAAGCAUCCGGCGUACGACCGACGCAUCGCGGGCAGUAGAUCAAGCAGCAAGGGACCCGAAGCUCGCGCAAGCUCGCGAAGUCGAGGCACAUCUCGCGAUCGCACUGCGCGUGUAUCUCCACGCGAAGUGCCUACGGCUAUGAUGCCCAGUCCCCCCAUAGGCGUGACUGAAACAGCGACCGCUGCAGUCUAUGCGUCCUCGCCGCCACAACAACCGCCUAUUCUUCCAGAGCUACAACACCUCGCUGAACCCCCUCCGCCCCCGCCACCUCCGCUCCUGCCGAAAAUAUCUACCUACACCGGAGGCAGUCCGAAUCUCGCCAAUUUACGUGGCUUUGAACAGACGGAUGCCGCAGCUGUGCCUCUGCCUAUGUCUGCCUUCCCUCCUCACACUACAUUCCAAGAUGUGACGGGGAAUUCUGGCAACACGUUGCCUCUGUCAGCCGGGCCAUUAUCUUCAAGCACCGGCCACCGGCGAGGACGUUCUGGGAAUGACAAUCAAAGCGGAAGCUCAGGGGGCCAGCUGUUGAACAAAUUGAGAAGCUUUACAGGUAGAGCGAGAUCUCCGAGUCGAGGCCGGAGAGGCGGUGACGACAAUCAAGCCAUGAGUCCCAGAAUGGUUGGCGAAAAUGUGCAGCCGGCACCAUACGAGAGCAUCCCGAGUGCUAUGAUGGGAAGUGUUGGAUCUUGA
Molecule: messenger RNA, 5157 nt
Organism: Fonsecaea erecta
Lineage: Eukaryota; Fungi; Ascomycota; Eurotiomycetes; Chaetothyriales; Herpotrichiellaceae
Exons: 2
Coding region: 1-5157 (1718 amino acids)
Biological process (GO): positive regulation of transcription by RNA polymerase II
Cellular component (GO): nucleus
Molecular function (GO): transcription factor binding
Source: RefSeq, a predicted model, not a curated record